AUGAUCAACGAUGCGAAUUUUCACCUCCUCCAGUUCUUGGACAAAAUGCCAGCACAGGUAGGCCUCUUAGGUCUUCAGAUGAUAUGGACCAGAGACGCUGAGCUGGCCCUGAUGCAGGCAAGACACGACAAAAAGGUGAUGCCAGACACCAAUAACAAGUUCCUGGAACUGCUCAAUACGCUCAUAGAUCAGACUACGAGAGACCUUACCAAGAUCGAGCGAACCAAAUUCGAAACCCUCAUCACGAUCCAUAACGAGUAUUUAGGCUGUACGGAUAGACUGGUGAUAACUCCAUUGACUGAUAGAUGUUACAUAACGCUUGCGCAGGCGCUAUCGAUGAGCAUGGGUGGCGCCCCCUGUGGCCCAGCGGGUACCGGCAAAACUGAAACAGUCAAAGAUAUGGGGAAAACUUUGGCCAAGUACGUGGUAGUGUUCAAUUGCUCUGAUCAGAUGGACUAUCGUGGUCUCGGACGAAUUUAUAAAGGUCUUGCACAAUCAGGAGCUUGGGGCUGUUUCGACGAGUUCAACCGCAUUGAAUUGCCAGUGUUGUCGGUCGCCGCUCAACAGGUGGCCGUAGUUUUGGCAAGCAAGAAAGAGAAGAAGAAAAGUUUUCAGUUCACCGAUGGCGACAUCAUCGAAAUCCUCGGCGCCGCCAAACGCGUCAACACCAAAGACACAGAGAGCACGAUAGUGAUGCGCGUGCUCCGUGACAUGAACCUCUCCAAGCUCAUCGACGAGGACGAGCCUCUCUUCAUGUCGCUGGUGGCCGAUCUCUUUCCCAACCAGGCGCUGGAGAAGACGGCUUAUCCGGAGCUGGAGGACGCUAUCGUAGCCCAGGUGGAGGAAGCGGGGCUGGUCAAUCAUCCCUCGUGGUCGCUCAAGUUGAUUCAGAUCAUCUUCGAACCUCACAACAUCGACAACGCAUCUCCAGCCACCGUAUCAAGAAACGGCAUGGUUUACAUGAGCUCCUCUGGUUUGACAUGGAGACCAGUAAUCAAGGCUUGGCUGAAGAGCAGGAGCCCUAGAGAGCAAGAGGUUUUCUACACUUUGUUCGACGAUUCCUUUCCAAAAAUGUACAGUUGGGGCACGCAGAAUCUGUCGUUAGUGAUAGAAAUACUGCAGUUGGAAGAGGAAAUUUCUGCGGCUAGAUCUGACGCGGGAGAUAUGGACGACGAUUUGGUCGAAGAAACUGAAAAAGUCGAAGAGAAACAGAUCCUUACUUCCGAACAUCUGGGCAAGCUGUACGUGUUCGCGUUAGUUUGGAGCAUGGGAGCCUAUCUAGAAACAGACGAUCGGCUCAAGUUCGAUCAGUACGUGAAAGAAUCUCUCGGGGUAUUGGAUCUUCCCGUCAACGACAGAAAGAAUCCGAAUGCAAUCUUCGACUAUGUCGUGAAUCCCGAAGGCGAGUGGGUGUUGUGGAGUUCCAUGGUUACCAACUACGUGUACCCUGAGACCGCCACCCCUGAGUUCGCCACUAUCCUCGUUCCCAUUUCGGACAACGUGCGAAUCAACUUCCUGAUCGACACUAUCGCCAAACAAGAGAAAGCAGUACUACUAAUCGGCGAACAAGGUACCGCCAAGACUGUCAUGAUGAAGUCCUACAUGAAGAAGGCGAAUGCAGAGUUCCAAAAGACCAUAGAAAGCUACGUCGAAAAGAGAAUGGGAAACACAUUCGGCCCCCCAAACGGCAAAAAGAUGAUAGUCUUCAUCGAUGACAUCAAUUUACCAGAGAUCAACUGUUGGGGAGACCAAAUCACCAAUGAAAUCGUGCGGCAGACCAUGGACAUGGGCGGCUUCUAUAGCCUGGAGAAACCCGGGGAAUUCAUCACGAUCAACGACGUCCAGUUUGUGGGGGCGAUGGGGCAACCAGGCGGCGGCAGGAACGACAUCCCUUCGAGACUAAAGAGACAGUUCUGCAUAUUCAAUUGCCCGCUACCGACGGACGUUUCCAUCGACAAAAUAUUCGGGGUGAUCGCCCAAGGCCAUUACAACGUCAAGAGAGGUUUCGCUUUAGAGGUGAGGAAUCUGAUCAAGAAGCUCAUCCCGUUGACCAGGGUGUUGUGGAAGAACACUAGAGCGCAGUUGCUGCCUACUCCGGCUAAGUUUCAUUACGUGUUUUCGCUGAGGGAUCUGUCGAGGAUAUGGCAAGGCAUGGUCGGCACUCUUUCUACGGUUAUUGAAUCGGAAGCGUGCAUGAUGGUGCUGUGGAAGCACGAAUGCAGCCGCGUGUUCUCCGAUAGGUUCACCAUCGAGGCGGACAAGGAAUGGUUCAACCAAGAACUCCUCGAUUUGGUAGAGGCGAAUUUGGGCAGAGAAGUCAGAGAAAAGACGGAGCCCAGUCCGGUAUUCGUAGACUUCAUGAGAGACGCCCCCGAGCCCACAGGCGAAGAAGGCGAAGACGCCGACAUGGAAUUACCGAAGGUGUACGAACCUGUUGCGGACGAAUCCGAACUGAGGGAGCGCCUGGACAUGUUCCUGGCACAGUUCAACGAGAUGGUGCGCGGAUCCGGCAUGGACCUGGUCUUCUUUCCCGACGCCAUGUUGCAUUUAGUCAAGAUAUCCAGGGUGAUCAGGCACCCCAGGGGAAACGUGAUGCUGGUUGGGGUGGGCGGAAGCGGGAAGCAGUCGCUCACCAAGCUGUCUUCGUUCAUUGCCGGCUACAAGACCUUCCAAAUCGCUCUGACGCGAUCGUAUAACAUCGCCAACUUCCUAGAAGAUCUCAAGGUUUUGUACCGAUCGUGUGGAUGUCAAGGAAAAGGUACCACGUUCAUCUUCACGGAUUUGGACAUCAAAGAGGAGGGCUUCCUCGAGUACCUCAACAACAUCCUCUCGUCAGGCGUCAUUUCCAAUCUGUUCACCAAGGACGACCAAGCCGAGAUCAUCCAAGAGCUGACGCCGAUCAUGAAGCGAGAGAACCCAAAGCGUACCCUCAACCAAGAGGUGAUCAUGGAGUACUUCAUGAACAGGAGUUGCCAGAACCUGCACGUCGUCUUCUGCUUCUCGCCAGUGGGUGAGAAGUUUCGCAACAGGGCGUUGCGAUUUCCGGCUCUGAUUUCCGGUUGCACCAUCGAUUGGUUCCAGCCGUGGCCCAAAGAUGCUUUGGUCGCAGUGGCCGAGCACUUUUUGACCGAUUUCCAGAUCGCCUGUACCGAACAGGUCAAACAGGAGCUGGUAUCUGCACUGGGCUCCAUCCAAGACGUGGUCUCCGAAACUUCCGUCGAAUACUUCCAGAGGUUCCGCAGAGCCACCCACGUGACUCCCAAGUCCUACCUGAACUUCAUCGCCGGCUACAAGAGCAUCUACAAGAACACACAGAAAGAGUUGAGCGACGGUGUGCUCAGGAUGGACACGGGGUUAGAGAAGCUGGCCGAAGCCUCUUCGUCCGUUCUUAUUCUGAAGAAAGAGUUGGCCUUGAUGGAGAAGGAAUUGGCGGAGGCGUCAGAGAGAGCCGAAAGGGUGUUGACUGAGGUGACGGAAAGGGCCAUGCAGGCGGAGAUAGUGAAGAACCAAGUCCAGAAGGUGAAAGAGAAAGCCGAAAUACUGGUGACGAGCAUCGCCGCGGAGAAGGCCAAAGCUGAGGAGAAGUUGGAAGCAGCAAAGCCGGCCCUGGAAGAAGCAGAAGCGGCCCUCAACACAAUCAAGCCUGCGCACAUCGCCACCGUCAGGAAGCUAGGCCGGCCGCCGCAUCUGAUCAUGCGCAUCAUGGACUGCGUGCUGAUUCUGUUCCAGCGGCGGCUGCAGCAGCCGGUUCCUGACCCAGCGACCGCUUGUCCCAAGCCGUCGUGGGCCGAAUCACUCAAGAUGAUGGCUUCCACAACUUUCCUGCUCCAAUUGCAAAACUACCCGAAGGACAUCAUCAACAACGAGAUGGUGGAACUGCUGGCUCCCUACUUCGAAAUGGAGGACUACAACAUGGACACGGCCAAGCGAGUGUGCGGAGAUGUAGCAGGUCUGUUGUCGUGGACCAAAGCGAUGGCUUUCUUCCACAGCGUCAACAGAGAAGUGCUGCCACUAAAAGCGAAUCUGACGAUGCAGGAGGCCCGAUUGAAGGUGGCGAUGGAAGAUUUAGCAGCAGCCGAGCAACAGCUCGAGGACCGCGAGCAAUCCUUGAGAGAGGUGAAGGAGCAGUACGACUCGGCGGUGACGGAGAAGCGUCGUCUGACAGAGGCGGCGAAUUCGUGCCUGAGGAAAAUGAAUACAGCCACCGCUCUCAUCAACGGAUUGGGCGGAGAGAAGGUCAGGUGGACGCAGCAGAGCAAGGAGUUCAAGGAACAAUUGGGUCGACUUGUCGGUGAUGUUCUUCUGGCUACAGGCUUCCUAUCUUACUGCGGUCCUUAUAACCAGGAAUUCCGCGCCAACCUGGUCAAAACCUGGAUGGACAUACUACUCUCUCGUUCCAUCCCCUACACCGUCAACCUCAAUAUCAUCAGCAUGCUAGUGGAAAACGCCGUAGUAUCAGAAUGGACACUACAGGGCUUGCCCAACGACGAACUCUCUGUCCAAAACGCCCUCAUCGUCACCAAGUCAAGGUCGUAUCCCCUGCUGAUCGAUCCUCAGGCCCAAGGCAAGAUGUGGAUCAAAAACAAAGAGGCCAACAACAACUUGCAGAUCACCUCGCUGAACCACAAGUACUUUCGCACUCACCUCGAGGACUGCCUGUCCCUGGGCAGACCUUUACUCAUCGAGGACAUCGACGUCGACCUGGACCCGGUCCUGGACAACGUCCUCGAGAAGAACUUCAUCAAGUCGGGGUCCAUCGAGAAGGUGAUAGUGGGCGACAAGGAAUGCGACGUCAUGAAGAACUUCAUGCUUUACAUCACGACGAAGCUGCCCAAUCCGCCUUACUCGCCUGAGAUCAGCGCCAAAACUUCUAUCAUCGACUUUACGAUCAUGGAGAAAGCUAUCAACAUCGAGCUCAUGGAAUACCUGGAACAUUCAGGUAUUAUCAACGAUAGGCAAUAUGGCUUUCGUCAUCAGAGAUCAACUGGUGACCUGCUCGUUUACGUCUCACAUAUAUGGCAACAAUCUAUUGAAUAA
Phaedon cochleariae (mustard beetle) is the source of this 5037-nucleotide messenger RNA. The record is from the annotation of a GenBank genome assembly. NCBI's taxonomy places the organism in Eukaryota, Metazoa, Arthropoda, Insecta, Coleoptera, Chrysomelidae.